Messenger RNA from Cygnus atratus (black swan), 675 nucleotides. It is a transcript of the gene MRPS16, whose product is annotated as mitochondrial ribosomal protein S16. Bases 139 to 546 code for a protein of 135 amino acids. The transcript is spliced from 3 exons. The record is from RefSeq and is a predicted model, not a curated record. Gene Ontology annotation, molecular function: structural constituent of ribosome. Lineage: Eukaryota; Metazoa; Chordata; Aves; Anseriformes; Anatidae. Gene Ontology annotation, biological process: mitochondrial translation. Gene Ontology annotation, cellular component: mitochondrial small ribosomal subunit; ribosome.
UGCGAGAGGAAGCCGGGCGCGGCCGAGAAGGAAGCGGAAACCCCCAGCAGCGAGUCGCCCGCAGCCGCCCGCCGGCCUGGGGCGGGGCCGCCCCGUGCGCCAUCGCGCCGCGACCGCGGAGAGGGCCCGGCCGCCGCCAUGGUGCAGCUCGGUAGCCGCCUCUUGAAGGGCUGUCGGGGCGGGCACGUCGUGAUCCGCUUCGCCCUCGGCGGCUGCACCAACCGGCCCUUCUUCCGCAUCGUGGCGGCGCACAGCAGGCGCGCCCGGGACGGGAAGUACCUGGAGCAGCUCGGCUGCCUCGACCCGCUGCCCAACGCCCGCGGCGAGAAGGUGGCGGGGCUCAACCUGGAGCGGCUGCGCCACUGGCUGGGCUGCGGCGCGCAGCUCUCCCGGCCCGCCGAGAAGCUCCUGGGUCUGGCGGGGUUCCUGCCGCUCCACCCCAUGACGGUGACGGGCGCCGAGAGGUUACGACGGCGGCGGCGAGCGCAGGAGGCCGCCGUGCCCCCCGUGGCGGGCGGCUUGCGCCAGCCCGGCGAGACGCCCUGAGGGGCGCCCCGAGCCCAGGUGUGCCGAGCGUCCCAGGACAGCGGGGGUCAGGCCCGGGGCACAGCGCAUGCACUCUCCCCCACGCACACACCUUGGCGCAUCAGACUGCAUUAAAGUGUCAUCCGUGCA